ACAACUCAAAUAUCAAUGGUUCGAAAAUUACAUAUCGAAAUCCAGUAUUGAAUAUGCAUAAAUUCUUAAAUUAGUAUUAAUUUUUAGAACUACUAUGAAGCAAUCAUAUUCAUAUCAUUGUGCGAUCUAUAUGAGACUGGUCCCUUGAAAAUUUUAGCCCGACUAACCGCUAAGUUUUAAAAUCCUUUCCAAUCCGGCAAAGACAUGUCAACAUAUACCCUCUACACAAUAUAUAAUAGUGCAAUGAAAAAAUUGUUGCCCCAUUUCAAAUUUCCUACAGCGAGAGUGAAAGUAUGAAUGAUAUUUUUGUUUUCACAAUUAUUUAUCUUUAUUAUUUAUAGAAAAAUAGAAAAAAUUGGGAUUUGAAACAAUGUGUCUUAAAACAAAGACAAGACUCAUAACCAUGUUUGUCAGCCCGAGUUUGACUCGGCCGGUAAAGCCAAUUAUUCACAAACCCGAGUAUCGCACUGUGCGCGGAAGGCCCAAUCGGUUAUCUACUUGGGCUCGGCCAAACCCGGAAAACCCAAUCAAAUUGAGAAAUUCGACAUAUUCAACCAACUGAUCCGAGCACCGAGCCACUUCAAAACGACGUCGUUUUCAACAAAUCAUAUGCAUAGCUACAUUGUCGUGGCAUCCUUUUCCUUAUCACAAACCCUACAUCAACGACCAUAAAAAAGACAUCCCAUGUUCGACUAUCUCACUGUCUCUUUUUCUUUUAGGUUUGACAGGCGACAAUCCAUGGUCAUCCUGGUCCUAUUUCAUCUUAUCUUCUAGAGAAGGAGUAGUAUUCAGCCUGACUGAUGAGACUACUACAAUCCAGAUUGGAGAAGGAGAGGAGUGCCAUUGGUCUUGUGAAAGAGAAGUAGAAGGAGAGGAGAAGUUGAUGAGAAUUGAGCAGAAAGAAGAGUUAAGAGUCGGUGAAUAUAUGGAGGAGCCUAACUCUUUAACUCUAACUCUAACUCUAACUCUAACUCUCUAAGUGCACGUUCGGAGUUUGGGGAUGCAAUUAAUUUAAUUGUAUUUAAUCAAACAGUUGGGGAGCUAAGCAGUGGUGGACGGAGAAGAAAAACCAUCUCAAACCAUGCAAGCGCCUAAUGCUCUGCUUCUUCAAGUGAGCCUCUGCCACACGUUUCUGCUGCUUUUUCAAGUGAGCCUCUGCCACACGUCUCAACCCUGUUAAUCAAUUGAUUCAGUUGCGAUGUCAACAAGUGCAAUGCGGAGUUUCCGAACCACAAGAGACUGCAAAUUUCUCUUCAGUACAUCCAUGGAAUCGGCCGUAGUAGAGCUCAUCAGAUUCUGGUGGACUUGAGUAUUCAGCACAAGCUAACUAAGGACUUGACUGGUGUGGUGUAGAACUUAAUGCGCUUAAGGACGAAGUCUCUAAGUACUUGACUGGAGGAGAUUUAGUAAGCUCUUAUCCUGUGCAAUCUUUUACUUGGCUUCUCUUAUCCGAGUUCUUCUCCCUGAACACUUCACUGUUUGAUGAUGGUGUCCAGAAACGAUGUGUUAGUGGCGAUGUACAGAAGUUGAUUGACAGUGGUUGCUACAAAGGGAGGAUGUGUUAGAACACCGUUCAGAAUGAGCUGUACUGAAUACCUUACCUUUCGAGUUUCGACCUUGUGGCUUUGAUGUCAUGCAAUAACCAUUGUGGGAACUGAAAGCAUAGUGCGAGUGAUUAGCCUGUUCUAUUAGAUUGAAAAACCCACUUGCAGUGCAGUGCCUAUGAAGAGAAACACCAGUUGUUUUAGGGUUUAGUUUUGUGAGUGUGGUAGCUCUUUGAGAUUGCUAUAAUCAUUUCCAAAUAUUAUUCUAUACAUGUAGUAAUGAGAGAGCUGGUUGAUUCCUUUUCCUUCAUCAUGGCUGUGCUUCUGAGUUCUGAAUUAUUGUUCGGUUGCUGCUCGGAGAUAAUGGGGGAAGAAUGGCGGAUGCAGCCUGCAGAUGGGCUUUCUUCCCGGAGUAUGGGCCUGGAUAAUAAUCUGGCCACUCGGGAACGAAUGUUUAACUACGUGCAAGGCCCAAUUUGGCCCUCAGCGGUCAGCCAUUCCCGUUAUGAACUAUACAGUUUUGGCCAGUACUACAGUGCCGCUAUUAAAAGUGCGGCACCGGUGCCGCUAGUUUUCCAUUUGUCCACGUAUUGUCCGUGUGGCAUUGGUCCUGGAAAAUUAUUAGUUAAAAUUAGCAAAUCGUAAGUGUUUACCCAGUUCAGUCCUUUUAGGUCGAACCAGGACUUCUUUCUGGUUCUUUUCCUUAUUUUAUUAUCCCUCGGAGGAGAGAAAGCAAUUCCAUAAAAGAACCCAUCCUCCCCUCGAUUCCCCUCUCUCCGUCAAACUAUCAAGGAACAAGACGUUCCGGCCAACUACUCAGCCGUCAUCGGAUCUAUUCUCACAAUCACCCUUUCUGCUUUGCUUCCCUACAAUUCCACGCCGCCGCCGGAUCCUAUAUCCACUCUAUCAUUUUCAAUUAAUAUCCAUUCUCCUCGAAAUCUCUCUCGAGUUCCCCAAUCGAACAGAUCGUGAACUUCGACUUCUUUUUCCUUUUUUGGGUGAUGAUACAUUUGGCGUUGGUUGGUGUUCUUUUCUCCAAACAUUUCAGCCGUGUCUUUAAUUGAAGCGGUAAACUUGGAUCUGCGUCUACCGUCUCGAGUCUGUAUAAGUCCUUGUUUGCCAUCUUGACCAUUUGACUUGUACCCCUUGCCUAACAAGAGACUUCUUGUUGUUAAUUCUUAGUCUCAUGUUUCGUACAUAAGUGAGAAGACUGUAGAAGCUCUGCUGUAUUGGUUAGUUGUAUUGUCCAUUUCACAUUUUCGCAUAUAGCCUGGCCAUAAAUAGCAAAUUAUGGUAACCUCUACUUAUCAUCGAUCUAUGAUAUAAGUUCAACUCCUCUUAAGCAUCUUACAUAGCUAUAAUUUUUAAUUUAUGUGGCACAGCAGGUCUUGAUUCACUAUCUUGGCAGUAUGAUCUCAUUCAAACCAGGCAAAAAAAGAGAAACAAACAUGACAGGAUCAAUGGCCUAUGGAUUCAAGCAUAGCGUGCCAAACGAAUAAACAGGACAGAGCAGAAUUGCAAGAGUAUUUAGAUCGAGGGAGAUAGGGGCAAAACAAGGGAGGAAGAAUAAGGAAAUUGGGGAGCGGUAGGGAUAUUCAGAUCGCUGGACAAUUCGACGACGGGGAGAUUAGUCAAGGAAAAUAGUCAAGGAAUAUAGUGUAGGGUUAAUUGAAGAGAUUGUAGAGGAGUUUGGUCGUCCGCACUCCGCAGAGCAUAUUGCUGGACAAUUCGGCGACGGGGAGAUUUAGGGGGACGACCGGUUUCUACCUGGAGCCUAACCAAAGUUCUUGGGUCGGUCAAUAAUAAAUUGAAGCGGGUAAAGGUUUACAUAUUUCGGUUAGCGUCCAAAACUAAUGCCAUAUGGACAAAUAUGUGGACCAAUAAGAACUUGCGGCACCCGUACCGUACUUUUAAUAGCGGCACUGUAGUGCUGGCCUACAGUUUUGGUUCUUAAACUAUUCCUAUUUUCUCGAACCAAUCCUUUAGUUAGUUUUGGGGCGGGAAACGGUCACUUCUCCCUAUGGGAUUGUGAGAUUCACAACCAAGUGCAUUUUGGUAUGACAAAAAAACAAAUUUAUUUAUUAAUUUUUUUGUAUUAAUUACAUAUUGGAAAUUAAAAACCCAUAUUAAAUACAUGCUUUUUUAAAUAUAAAUCCUACAAUAAAUAUUACUCUCUCUUCCUAUCUCUCUCUUCCUUUCUAGCAGCCCACAACCACUCCGACCGGCUGACUUUGCGACUGACACACUUUCUCCGGCGAAAUCCUUGAAUAAGACUCGCUCCGACCACCUGCAAAAAAUUAUCGGUCCAUCAGUGCGCUAGUUGUACGCUAUCGCUACCACUGGUACCACUACCAGUAUAGCGGUACAACUACCAUCUGGUAGCUGGUAGUGGUAGAGUACCAUUGUCAUUUGGUACCAUUACCUGGUAGUGGUACGCUACCACUACCAGCUACAAGAUGGUAGUGGAAGCGUACCACUCCACAUAGUACCACUACCAAUAGCAAAAACAAGAUCUAAAAAUCAAAAAUCUCAAAUCUGAAGGAGAGGAGAAGAGAUGAGGCACAGAGAGGCAGAGGGACUCACACGAAUAAGAGAUCUGAAAAACGAAAAGAUGAGGCAACGACAAGGGUGGAGGGCGGCGGAGGAUUGUAGAGGCGACAACCGCGGCAGAGGUUGUGGAGGGUGGAGGGUGGAGGGCAGCGAAGGCUGUGGUAGGUGGAGGGAGGCGGAGGCCGGCAACGGUUGUGGUGGACGGAGCCACCAGUGGAGGCCAGUAGCAGUCACGUCUGAUAGAGAAUUGGAGGAGGGAGAGAGGGAGGAGUUAGGGUUUUCUUUAUUUAUAUGGGAGGGAGAAUAAUUGGGUGUGGUAAGAUUUUCCAUUCCAAAAAUAUCCUUUGUUUAAUCCUAAUCAUCGAUUUGAAAAAAAAAAGACAGAAGAGAGAGCGUAUCCAAUGCUUAGAAAGUGGGUUGUGACCGUAUCUCAUCCCGUUAGUGCCAUCCAAAUCCUAUUAUCUUUGCAGACUACUUAUAUAUAAAGUGACUUUGCCAACCCUUUCCAAAAUUAUCCAAAAUUAUUCAGAGAUUAUGGUAAAAGCAAGUGCCGAUUGUGUCCUAAUCAAGAUAAUGUCGGAAUACCAAACCUCUCUUGACUCAGUGAUGCGACAAUACAUAACAAAAUUUACUACACAUAUUGAAAAAGGUGAAAUAUUUUGAAAAGUUUGAAGGAAUCAACAACAUAUCUUUUAUUGAUCAACUAAAACUCCAUGAUAUAACAUAUGCUAUCAAUUUAUAAUUUUCUAUUAUUGUCUCGUGUAUUUUCAAUGAAAAAGAUUAAUCAUU
Messenger RNA from Linum trigynum, 4883 nucleotides. The record is from the annotation of a GenBank genome assembly. Lineage: Eukaryota; Viridiplantae; Streptophyta; Magnoliopsida; Malpighiales; Linaceae.